Molecule: messenger RNA, 3102 nt
Organism: Stylophora pistillata
Lineage: Eukaryota; Metazoa; Cnidaria; Anthozoa; Scleractinia; Pocilloporidae
Product: kelch-like protein 25
Molecular function (GO): protein binding
Source: RefSeq, a predicted model, not a curated record
CCAGAGUCAUCAACAACGUUUGAGCAGAAUCUGCCGACAGAAACUAGGAAAUUCCAGAAAAGAUGGAAGAUUUACAGCCCAUAUCAGCCGCUGAACAAUCGGCUUUCUGUGUGGAAAUGUUGAAGCGCCUCAACAUUCAGCGAAAACAAGAUUAUUUGUGGGACAUUACUUUGGUUUCGAAAGACAACGGCGAGUUUAAGGCUCACAGAAAUGUGCUUUCCGCCGUUAGUCCGUUCUUUUGCAAGCUUCUUCAGAGUGACAUGAAAGAGAAUCGCGAAGGGAUUAUUCGAUUUGAAGAGAUUUCAGGAUCUGUUAUGGAAGAUGUUUUGGAAUUCAUCUACACUGGAACUGUGGAAGUAACUCAGGAGAAUGCCAACGAUCUGAUCGCUGCAGGGAAUUAUCUGAUGAUACCGAGCUUGAAAACUGUUUCGGGGCGAUUUCUAGAGGGAGAAAUGUCCAAUUCAAAUUGUAUCUCGACCUUUUACCUCGCUGAGAAAUACGACUGUAUCGAGCUUGUUGGCAACAGCGGGAAAUUCAUCCGCGAUAAUUUCGUCUCCGUUGGAGAAAUGGAUGAAUUUCUGAGCUUGGAGGCUAACGAGGUGGCGAGCUGGAUUUCAAGCGACGAGAUUGCUGUGGGAGCGGAAGUAGAUGUUUUUAAGAUCAUAGUUCAGUGGGUUGAACGCAGCAAGAGCGAGCGAAAAGCCGAAUUUGAAGAAUUGUUCGGUCGCGUUCGGCUGGAUUUCCUAACGCGUGAUUGUUUGCAGGAUGUCGUGACAAACGAACUCGUCCGUGGCAACGCUGUUUGUUUGAGGCUGACCGUGGAUGCUAUUGUAAAGAUGGCUACUUUUGCGAGUGAAGAUGAUCUCCCACAGCCACCAAGAAAAGGUCUAGAAACACGUGUUAUCCUAGCAUGUGGUGGCAAGUACACAUUUUUUUAUCUCCCAGAAAAAGACCAGUGGAAGCGGCUGCCGGAUGGAUCAACCGAGAGAAACCAGAAAACACAAAUGAUUUCGUUUCGUGAUCAGCUGUAUACCUUUAAGAAGUUCAGCAAGGCAGAAAAGUAUGAUCUCGUGUUUAAUGGCUGGUCGAAGUCGGAUUUGAUUGACGUAUCAGCAGAUAACGCCAUUGUGACUGUUGUAAAAGGAGAUAUGUACGCCAUUGAAGUUAACAGACCUGCUGGAAAGUCAACCAUAAAGAGAUUCGAUGUGGAGCUUUGUACAUGGCAAACAGUUGUGGAAUCCCCCCAAGGCUGUAGAAACGGGUCCUUUGUUGUCGCAAGUGGUAGCCAUCUGUAUCUUUUAGGUGGAUCGGCCCCUAACACUUCUUGUUAUGUCGCUAAAGUUGAAAGAUUCAACAUUGAGGAAAACCAAUGGGAGGAAAUCGCUGACAUGCAGCAAGGAAGGGGUGGUGCCUUUGGAGUAGCAACUGAAGAAAAGGUUUUUGUUGCUGGAGGCUUAAACGAAGAGAACAAGGUGUCAAGAAGAUGCGAGAUGUACAAUGUUUCUACAAACGAAUGGCACUUCAUUGGAAGCUUAAACACUUGGCGUGUUUAUGGCAGCAUGGUGUGUCUGAAUGGUAUCUUAUAUGUUCUGGGUGGAACCAAGAAUAAUAGAGAUAGAUUACUGUCAGUUGAAUGUUACGACUCUACAGAAGACAAGUGGAUUGAGAAGACAUCCAUACCAGUGCAAAUGUACGCCUCAGGAAAUCAGAACACAUUCACUGGAUGUGUAAUGAAGCUAUCUAAAGGAGUGCUAAAGAAACCUGACUUCAUCAAGGAAGAGGUGGUGACGCCAGCAACCGCACAACCCGCGUUCAAUUUCCCGUCAGUAACCCGUAGCAGCUUCCCUGUUAGCACCAGCAUGGGCAGCGUCAAUAUUGGCGCCAACAGUGGCAACAUCUUCGGCAACCAAGUAUCCGCCACUUCGAUAAGCCAACGUGUUGUGGCUCGUCCUAUUCCUGUAUUUGAGCUGUCUGAUGAUGAUGACUGACUGAGUUAGCUUCAAUACAAUCCCCUUUAAUUUAAUUCAAGGAGACAGUUUAAAGUUUUUUCACAGGUGAUCAAACUUAAGAAAUCUUUACACGGUUUUUUAGUCAAUGGACAAGGGACAAAAAAACAAGACUUCUUACACAUCUGGAUGAUGAGAUAUCCUGUGUGUGAUUUUAGUACUAUUCGACGGUGAAAUAUAAUCUUGCACGUUAAAAUAGCAUGAAUGAGCUGUUAUGGUUUAAAAAUACAGUCUUGUAGUAGUAGCACACAGAUUCAAUUUUAUUUCAUACAUACUGAGAUUUACACUGUGCCUCCGAUUGGACGACACGAUGUAUACUCACAGUCGUUCGCGUUCAAUCAUUGCAAUGUGUCGGUUAGUUAGUAAAAAAUUUCAGUAUAUAUCAGAUAAAAACAUCAUACCAUGGAAAGUGCUUGAACAAUUUCUAUUCACUAGUUGCGAUGCAUAAAAAAAAAACUCACUCGUUCGUUUUUUCAAGCAUUGCAACUUGUGAAUGAAAAUCGUUUGUGCGCACUUUCCAUGGAAUAAUCUCUAUGAACUGUUCCCCAUGGUUAUAAUUUUCUUUCUUUUUAUUUCAUAUCAGUGUGAGACUUCAGAUUACAAUGAACUAUUCUACUUUUAUGGUUUUGAUAGCAAUGCCGCUUUUGAUCUUUAACCCUUUCACUCCCAAGAUGUCAUUAGUAAUUCUCCUUAUUGUCUGCCAUACAAUUUUCAUGAUGCUAGAUGAGAGAAUUUGGUAAUUGAUCGACUAAUAGUCCCAUGUUUGACAUUUUUUCUUUAUCCGCGUCACUUGUCCGCUCGACACUGUAUUGAUGUUGUAAGGAGAAAAUUUGUCUUGGGAGUUAAAUGGUUAAGUCCUCAUUAACUCAAAGGGUUUCUUUCAGAAAACAAUCUGUUUACUGUAAACCCUUUAUGUUGUACAGCCAACAGACACCUCCACAUGAAGGAGAACGCGCAUUUUCGUUUUCUAAAGAAUAAAUACAAGCAUGGCAAUUGUUUAAGAUAAAUUGAUAAGCCUUAGUAGUUUGUAAUGUGAUUAUAGACAGUAAUUAGUGAGUAAGCUGCUCCACAAUAAAAGAAGUGCGUGAAUUCCAAA